UCGCGAGUAUUUCACCAUUUCUCUCACUACGUUUAGAGCAUUCGAUCGCGAGGCGAAUCCCUAAACCUCAAAAUCAUUCUUCGAUUCAGAGCUGUUUUGAAUUUCAAUCUGUUUCAGAUUUCGGAGUUUUGUUCUUCUGCAAUCUAUGGGGACGGUGAAGAAGGAAUUCGCUGUACCGCCAGUGGUUUUCCCUUCUGGCGGCAACCCCAAUCUUCAACAACGGCGGGUGGCGACCGCGCCAUUUCAGCCUCCUCGGUCGACCGGCUCCAGCAUUCCGUUUAUGUCCUUUGACAUCGGAUCCGCUGCCGCUGCUUCAACAUCCUCCGGUAGCAUCUAUGGUGGUUCUAUUGUUGGGGGGUCUGUCCCUGGUGGUGCUAAUUUCGAAGACGAAGAACCCCUGCUCGACGAACUCGGGAUCCAUCCGGAUCAAAUCUGGAAGAAGACCAAGUCGAUUCUGAAUCCGUUCCGUGUCAGACCCGAUGUGCACAAGGACUCGGACUUGUCUGGGCCGAUUCUCCUUUACAUGUUCUUCGGCCUCUUCCAGUUGCUCGCCGGUAAGAUCCAAUUCGGCGUGAUUCUGGGAUGGAUUGUCGUUUCUUCCAUCUUUCUAUAUGUUGUGUUCAAUAUGUUGGCCGGACGGAAUGGUAAUUUGAACCUUCACACAUGUACUAGCGUGGUUGGGUACUGUAUGUUGCCGGUUGUGGUUUUGUCGGCAGUGUCCUUGUUCCUACCGCAAGCCGGUAUAAUGAGAUUCGCUGUCGCCGGAGUUUUUGUGUUGUGGGCGACGAGGAUCUGUACGAGUCUCAUGGUUUCUCUGGCUGAUGGUGGAGAUGAGCACCGCGGGUUGAUAGCGUAUGCUUGUUUUUUGAUUUUCACUCUGUUUUCUCUGUUAGUUAUAUUUUAGUUCUAAUGCAAAUGCUUCUCUGAUCUGAUCAGCAUUGGCAUUCUUUCGUUUCUUACCUGAAAAAAAGAAAACACUCAAGUCCUGAUUGUUUUUCUUUUUGUUACUAUAUUGAUUACGUGAAAUGGGUAGAGUUUGGAUACUUGAUGUGGUAAAUGAGAUAUCUUUGUUCUUUUAA
Cucurbita pepo subsp. pepo (vegetable marrow) is the source of this 1079-nucleotide messenger RNA. RefSeq names its product Integral membrane Yip1 family protein. NCBI's taxonomy places the organism in Eukaryota, Viridiplantae, Streptophyta, Magnoliopsida, Cucurbitales, Cucurbitaceae. Gene Ontology annotation, cellular component: membrane; trans-Golgi network. Gene Ontology annotation, biological process: endoplasmic reticulum to Golgi vesicle-mediated transport; vesicle fusion with Golgi apparatus. The record is from RefSeq and is a predicted model, not a curated record.